Daucus carota subsp. sativus is the source of this 2698-nucleotide messenger RNA. RefSeq lists its product as uncharacterized. Gene Ontology annotation, cellular component: cytoplasm; nucleus. Lineage: Eukaryota; Viridiplantae; Streptophyta; Magnoliopsida; Apiales; Apiaceae. The record is from RefSeq and is a predicted model, not a curated record. Gene Ontology annotation, molecular function: protein serine/threonine kinase activity; ATP binding. Gene Ontology annotation, biological process: mitotic DNA damage checkpoint signaling; protein phosphorylation. The transcript has 18 exons. Bases 196 to 2532 code for a protein of 778 amino acids.
AAAAAGGAUGUACUGCCUGAAGUCGAACACAAUUUUCAACCGCUCAAUGCGCGGGAAGUCGACACGUGGCACUUGUCAAAUUAAAACCCUAUAAAACGCAUUUCAUUCCCUUUUGACAACAAAAUCUCAGAACUCAUAUCUUUCUACAUACUUACAAAUCCUGUCUACGUAGAGACCGCCGAUUUGCUGUUGACAAUGGAAGCUAAUACGACUCACUCCCAACUCGCUUUUCAUUCCCAACUCACCACACUCGUCUCAGACAACAGCGCCGCCGAUUUGCAGAAAGCCUGGCAUCUAACGAGCCUUGUGCACGCCAAUGGCAGCCCGAUUCGCUCACAGCAGCUCGCAUCACAAUGCAAUAAAUUGACUCUCUGUUUGAUCGAAUUUCUGUGCUCAAUGCCUGGAUCACCUCUAUGCUUCACUCCGAAUCGACUUGUGUCCAUCACUCGAGAAGCUGUGGUGGGUUUUACUCGGUUCUUAUGGUUUUUGAGGAGUGGCUUGGCGGUUGUGCCGAGGAGUCUUCGAUACGUGGGGCCCAAGAUUUCUCUGCUGCAGAAUGUGACCAAGGUUUAUUUCAGGAAGCGGAAGAGGAAUGUUGCAGGAAUUCAGAUUUUGCCGGCAGCAGAUAUACGUGCAUUUGGUGAAAAGUAUCCACCCAUUGUCUUGAAUAUAUCUACUGAAACUCAAACAGUGUGUGCAAAGAAACUAAAGCAGAAUUACAUAGAGAAUGGACACCCUGAAUCCAGCUCCACUUUUCCUAAGAAUCAAGUACAGCUGAAGUCCCUCCCAGCUUUUGAAGGCUUCACUGUGGAGGAGGAAGAAGGUUUAGGUAACAAAGCUUGGCAUCUACUGAGUCUUGUACAUGCCAAUGGCAGCCCGAUUCUUUUAAAGGAGCUCGCGUCACAAUGCAAGUUCACUCUUUGUUUGAUAGAAUUGCUGUGCUCGAUGCCUGCCUCACCUCUUUUCUUCACUCCGAAUCGACUUGUAUCCAUCACUUGCUCAGCCUUUGUGGCUUUUACUCAGUUUUUAUGGUUUCUGAGGAGUGGUUUGGCGGUUGUGCCAAGGAGUCUUCGAUAUAAUGGGCCCAAGACUUCUCUGCAAAAUGUAACCAAAGUUUAUUUCAGGAAGAGGAAGAGGAAUGAUGCAGGAAGUCAAAUUUUGUUGGGAGCAGAUAUAUGUGCAUAUGGUGGAAAGUAUCCAUCCCUUGUCUUGAAUAUAUCUACCGAAACUCAAACAGCGUGUGCAAAGAAACUAAAGCAGAAUUACGUAGAGAAUGGGGACCAUGAAUCUAACUCCACUUUUUUAAAGAAUCAAUUGCAGCUGAAGUCGCUCCCAGCUUUUGAAGGCUUCACUGUGGAGGAGGAAGAAGGUUCAGGUGGCUCUGGUACAGUCUACAGGGCAAAGAGAAAGUGUGAUGGAGUGAUAGUUGCUCUUAAAUGUCCUCAUGCCAACGCUAGCAGACACCACAUCCGAAAGGAAAGGAAAAUGUUAAAGAAAUUCAGGGGUAAAAACUUUAUCAUAGAAUAUGAAGGCUCUUUCAAGCAUGGGAGUGCUGAUUGUCUUGUUCUUCGGCAUGUUGAGCAUGAAAGGCCUGAGGUCUUGAUGAAAGAAAUAGACCUGUUUAACCUACAGUGGUAUGGAUAUUGUUUGUUCAGAUCUCUUGCUAGUUUACAUAAGCAGGGAGUAAUUCAUAGGGAUGUUAAGCCCGGGAAUUUCCUUUUCUCACGAAGGGUAACUAAGGGUUAUCUAAUAGACUUUAACCUAGCUAUGGAUAUGCACAAGAAAUACGGAACAAUUGGCGAAAGGCCGAGAGAACCUAUUCCUAGCAAAGGCAGAAAAGAGCUGAUCAGCCUGGCACAGAAGACAAUGUACGGUCCGAAUGAUGAAGUAGCAAGUUCUGCUUCUAUCAAGAGAAAGAGGACUGCUGCCCCUGCAGAAAAAGUGGAUAAUAACAUCAUUUACGUAACUCCAAUGCCUCUGCAUUCUUCAGGAGUUGCUAUUCCGGGUGCAGGCUUUAUACAGAGCAGAGGACAAAUGAUGAACAAGAAAGAAGGUCCCUGUGUUGGAACUAAAGGUUUCAGGGCUCCAGAGGUGUUGCUCAAAUCUCCUUUUCAAAGUCCAAAGAUAGAUGUAUGGUCUGCCGGGGUGACACUGCUCUGCCUGAGCACCGGAACAUCGCCAUUUGAUGGUGACCCUGACCAGAACUUGAUAGAUAUCGCAAAGUUGAGGGGUAGUGAAGAUCUGUGGGAAGUUGCAAAGCUACACGAUCGUGAAUCUUCAUUUCCUGUGCAACUUCUUGAUGCAAAAUAUUUGCUGUCUAAGAAACUGCGUGACUGGUUUAAGUUAAACACGAAUAGGCCAGAACUGCUCGAGGAUCUUCCCAGGUCUUUCUUUGACCUUGUGGACAAAUGCCUGACCGUGAACCCAACAUGGAGAAUAAGUGCAGAAGAUGCACUUAAGCACCAGUUUUUUGCAACAUGCCAUGAGGAACUACAGCUACAGAGGUGGCUGCGGCGACAAAGACUCGGCUGAAACUCAAACUCUGCAACUCACCUCUAGUUGGCCACUCAACUUGAGACCUGUGAGGGUUUACAAGUGUAAUAUAUGUUGUAUAAUGUAUAUCAUUGUACUAGUCCGGUAAUAUCAAUCUUACGUUGAACAGUAUUUGCCCUGGCUUUUGGAACUAAAAUUAUUAAUC